Dufourea novaeangliae is the source of this 3206-nucleotide messenger RNA. RefSeq names its product sterol regulatory element-binding protein 1 (gene SREBP). The record is from RefSeq and is a predicted model, not a curated record. The transcript has 8 exons. Gene Ontology annotation, molecular function: RNA polymerase II cis-regulatory region sequence-specific DNA binding; protein dimerization activity; DNA-binding transcription factor activity, RNA polymerase II-specific. Gene Ontology annotation, biological process: regulation of transcription by RNA polymerase II. Gene Ontology annotation, cellular component: nucleus. Bases 52 to 3120 code for a protein of 1022 amino acids. Lineage: Eukaryota; Metazoa; Arthropoda; Insecta; Hymenoptera; Halictidae.
AUUAUCGUGUUUAUUUAAUAAAAAUUAAAAUCUGAUAUAUAAUAUGUCAUAAUGGCAGAUCCCGAAGGAUGGUCGUCAACACAGGACAAUGACUUUUCUACUUUUCAGUCAAAUGACAGCUUUAAUUUGAAUGAAGUAACUGGUAUUGAUGAUCUGCUUACAAACUGUGAGAGUGAACUAUUGAAAAAUGAAAACUUGUUCAGUGAUGAUGCAUUACUAUCACAAUUGGAAGAGCCCUUGGGCAUGGACACGGAAGAAUUAGAUUUCUUAAAUUUUAAUAGCAGUGAAGAAUUUAAAGAGUUUCAAGAUUUUAAAGAUCCGAAUAUCAUUAAAUCUUUAUCAAAUGGAAAUUUAAUGUUAACACCAACAGUAACAGAGAAUACACAACAAAUCCCUUGUAUAACUCAACAACAGCCGCAACAGCAACAGAAACAACAACAGCAACCGCAGCUACAAGAUAUAUCCACUGUACAAAGUAGACCACAAAGAAUCUCUGUUACACCAGCACCCACAGUAUUUAGUUCGCAAUAUGCUAUUCCACAAAAUGUAAACUUCAGUGUUCAAUCACCUGUUGUAACGAUAGCUCCAGUUACGCAACAGAGGCAGUUACUUCUACCAGCUAAACUCAUAAAAUCAGAAUCAGUUGUUUAUUCGAGAGGAGCCCAAGCUGUGACUUCAACAUCUGUACCGCAUCAAAUACAUACUUUAGUAAAUACUGCUAAUGGAGCAGUUCUAACUGCUGGUAUCCCUGUUGUGCUGGACACUGACAAGGUACAGAUUAAUCGUCUGAAUACAAAUCCACACGUGGGUGUACCACGUGUGAAGGAAGUAAAACGUAGUGCGCAUAAUGCCAUUGAACGACGUUACAGAACAUCGAUCAAUGAUAAAAUUAUCGAGUUAAAAAAUAUUAUUGUUGGAAUAGAUGCUAAGUUGAAUAAGUCUGCUAUCUUAAGGAAAACCAUUGACUAUAUAAGAUUUCUUCAGAAUUCUAACGCGAAAUUGAAAGCAGAAAAUAUGGCCUUAAAAAUGGCUGCACAGAGACAGAAUUUGCGCGACUUGUUAGUAUGUGGUGAAUUAACCCCACCCAGGUCAGACUCGAGCGAACCGUCUUUGUCUCCUGCGCCAGCAGCACCAUUAUCUCCACCAUCUCCAUCGUCUAUAAAAGAUGAUCCAGAUGUGUUGCAAAACAUUCAUUCAACGCCUACUCUCACAAAUACGGGAAUAAGGGAUCAUACCAGACUUACGCUUUGUGGAUUCAUGUUUCUCUUUUUGGCGUUCAAUCCUCUGGGUUUCCUUGUCAAUAAUGUUGGAAGAUUAAAGUCCGAUUAUAUGAAUACUAAACUGGACGGUCGCACAAUUCUUAAUUAUCAUGAUCAAUCGGAAGCUGAAAAUCUAAUUUGGAGUAAUGUAUUUUUGUGGUUAACAAAUAUUAUACUUUUAAUCGGUGGAGUUUGUAGAUUAUUACUUUAUGGUGACCCAAUAUUACCGCCUGACAGCAAAGUGUUUCUCGAGCUUCAUCGGUGGAGAAGACAAGCGGAAUUCAAUAUAACGAAAAAUGAAUGUAGUCAAGCGUGUCGUGAUUUACAUCAGUGUUUACAUUACUUUGGUCGUCCGUAUCCAGCAUCGCGUACAGAAGCUUGGCUCGCCACAACUUGGCAAAUUAUAAGACAACUUCUGCACAAGCUGUGGAUUGGAAAAUGGAUUUUGUACACUCACAAAUGGUUCUCCGAAAAAACGACACGAGAGCAAGCGGAAAUGUCUGCCAUGGAAAUAGCCAUUAUUUAUCAACAUAUGCUUUGUUUACGUCUAACAGAAGGAUCGAAGAAUGGAACACUGUAUCUUGCCCUGUCUGCAGUAAAUUAUGCUGAAGCUGCUGGUGAAACUAUGCCAAAAUCAUUGUUAGCUGAGAUAUAUAUCAAUGCUGCCCUUUGUUUCAAACAAUCACUCUUCCCAUUUAUUCACAAGUACUACUUGGGUAAAGCACGUACGUUACUGUCGUCGUGUGCUGUUCCAUCAAAGUUAAAAUGGAUUACGAGCGAAGAAGGGGCAAAAUUUUUGGCGUCCCAGAAAUGGCAGUAUGGAGAACAGCCGGACAAUGAAUUUACAUCUCAAAGUAGCAAGGCUGAUCCUCUAUCGUAUGCAUCCCGGGCAUACAGAGAUUAUUUAAUUGGACACUGCUUACGUAUUUUAACUGGUACUACAGGAGAUGCUCAUUUGUCUUCCAUUUUGGAACAUGGACAAAAUAUCAUGGCCUCUGCUGGUGUUGAUGUUGGUUUCUUAUGCACUGAUAAAGUUACCGUAACACAUUGUGAGGAUGAAAUUGGAUUAUGGUGGGGAGCAGUUCUUUAUGUAGCAGCAUGUUGGAGACUAAGAGAAGAUGAUUCGCAAGCUUGGAACAUCAUUGAGAGUAAAUUUCCAUAUGAAAAGAAUUAUCAUCUGUGUCAUAACAGUAGCGUCAGUCCAUUACCAUACAUUGUACUGAAUACUUUGCAAGCAGCGAAAGCUACAUCUAAAUCAGCUUCUAUGCGUUUCAUUGAUCAAGCAGGCAUAUUACUCGAACAAUGCCUCGUUUAUUAUAAUUGCAAACAACAGUCGUCACAGAACGUUUUGCUCACUCAAUUAUGGAUUUGCGAUUGGUUACUUGAAAUGCGUACUACGCUUUGGCAAGAAUUAGACAAUGAUUCAAAAAGAUCAAACAUAAACGUCUCUCUGGGAGGUUUCCAGCGUGAUUUAGCUUGCUUGAGGCAACUGUGUCAACAUAUUCCAUCUACGUUGUCACGAGUGUUCCUUUAUGAAGCUACAGCGCGUAUAAUGGCUGGAGCGACACCAGUGAAAACUCAAGUACUAUUAGACCGCAGCUUGCAUCAUAGAAAUUCUCGUUCUUCGAUUAUUUGUGGAAAAGAUCGAUCGCAGGAUCAGUAUACUGGAGAAAGGGAACAUGCAGUAGCUUUGUGCUUAGCAUGCCGACAUUUACCUGCACUGCUAUUAGCUUCCCCUGGAGAACGUGCAGGUAUGCUUGCAGAAGCUGCGAAAACUCUUGAAAGAGUAGGUGAUAGAAAAAGACUUCAAGAAUGUUAUAAAUUGAUGCGACAAUUGGGGCCUGCUAUUUCCGUAACUUGAUAAGUUAAAUGAAAAUGUAUCACAGUUAUUUAGUAAUACAGCAUACUUUAUAAGUCUUUUUUGUAUAUACAUAUAUAUUUAAAUAC